AUGGAGUAUGAGGAGGCCCCUUGUGAGCAGAGUGUAUCUGUAGGAGAGUCACAGGUGGAGGCUUCUAAGAAAGCUCCAACAACUCAGAAGACCCAUCCUUGUGAGCAGUGUGUCUCAGUCUUGAAAGAUAUUUUGCAUCUAACUGAGCUGCAAACAGCAUACCUUGAGCAGAAAGCAUUCUUCAGUGAUGUGUGUAUGAGAGACUUCUGUUUCCGUGGAAACCUAUACCAGCAACAAAGACCUGCCAGUGGAGAGAAGCCCUGGAAAGGACAUAAGAACAAGGCCUCCUUUGUGACUAGGUGUGGCUUUUACGUAUCAGGGCCACUUUUCAUCAGUAGGGAUAUUGGGAAAGCCUUCCCAGCCAUCUCAAGCUUUUUCCCCCAUCCAGCCAUUCCUAACACUGAAGAGCCACACAGUGGCAGUGAGAGUGGGCAGGCCUUUCAUGGGAGAAAAACUCAUCAUCCAUCAGUUGAAUAUGAAGAAGCUGCCAGUCACAGGCAGAAACUUGUUCAAUGUGAGAGUAUCUGUUCUGGAAAAGAGCUUUAUGAGAAUAGCAAAAGUGGGAAGGCCUUCAGACAAACUUUGAAACUCAUUCCACAUUGGGGAGUUCAUAGUGGAGAAAAGUUGCAAGAUUGUAGUGAUUGUGAAAAGUCCUUCAGCCAAAGCUCUAGCCUCACUCAACACUGGAGAAUUCACAAUAGAGAAAAGCAAUAUGAGUCCACUGUUUGUGGGAAAUGCCUUCGCCCCAAAUUUGUCCUUGUUCAGCAUCAGAGAAUUCACACUGGUGAAAAACCUUAUGAGUGUAGUGAAUGUGGGAAGUCUUUUCGCCUUUCCUUUUUUCUCAUCAAACAUCAGAGAAUUCACACUGGUGAAAAGCCUUUUGAGUAUAGUGAUUGUGGGAAGUCUUUUAGACAAAGCGGUAAGAUCAUUGAGCACCGUAGAGCUCACACUGGUGAAAGGCCUUAUGAGUGUAGUGUAUGUGGGAAAUCUUUUAGUCGCAAAUAUCAUCUCCUAACACAUGACAGAGUUCACUCUGGAGAAAAGCCAUAUGUGUGUAGUGAUUGUGGGAAGUCUUUCAGCCAAAGGACUGGCCUCCUUCGUCACCAGAGAGUUCACACUGGAGAAAAGCCACAUAAGUGUAGUGUUUGUGGGAAAUAUUUUAGCUACAAAUCUUCCCUUUUUAGACAUGAGAGUGUUCACAGUGGAGAAAAGCUGCAUGAAUGUUGUGAUUGUGGGAAGUCCUUCAGCUGAAGCUUUAGCCUCCUGCAACACCAGAGAAUUCACACGGGAGAAGAAGCCCUUUAA
This is a messenger RNA of Phyllostomus hastatus (greater spear-nosed bat), 1305 nucleotides long. Its product is annotated as zinc finger protein 501-like. Lineage: Eukaryota; Metazoa; Chordata; Mammalia; Chiroptera; Phyllostomidae. Gene Ontology annotation, molecular function: DNA-binding transcription repressor activity, RNA polymerase II-specific. The record is from RefSeq and is a predicted model, not a curated record. The transcript has a single exon. Gene Ontology annotation, biological process: negative regulation of transcription by RNA polymerase II.